Molecule: messenger RNA, 1347 nt
Organism: Solanum tuberosum (potato)
Lineage: Eukaryota; Viridiplantae; Streptophyta; Magnoliopsida; Solanales; Solanaceae
Product: salicylate carboxymethyltransferase-like
Exons: 4
Coding region: 56-1120 (354 amino acids)
Molecular function (GO): methyltransferase activity
Source: RefSeq, a predicted model, not a curated record
AUAAGAUAUUUUAUGAGAUUAUUUUAAGCCAGAAGUAAUUGAUUGAUACAUAGAAAUGGAAGUUACUAAAGUUCUUCACAUGAAUGGAGGAAUCAGAAACUCUAGCUAUGCAAAAAACUCUUUACUUCAGCAAAAGGUGAUUCUCAUGACAAAGUCAAUAACAAAUAAAGUUAUAUCUACUCUCUACAACAACCUUUCCCCAGGAGAAACUAUACGUAUUGCGGAUUUAGGUUGUUCCUCUGGACCGAACACUUUCUUGACAAUCUCUCAACUCAUUCAAACUAUUCAUGAAGAAUGCAAAAGCAAUAGCCAACAACAAUCCCCGGAAAUUCAUGUUUUCCUCAAUGAUCUUCCUAGCAAUGAUUUUAACUCCAUUUUUCGAUCGUUGCCAACGUUCUAUGAAGAUUUGAGGAAACAAAAUAUGGGAGGAGAUGGAUUAUUUGUGACAGGAGUUGCUGGUUCAUUUUAUACUAGACUUUUUCCUUCUAAGACUUUGCAUUUUGUUCACUCCUCUUAUAGUCUCCACUGGCUUUCUCAAGUACCUGAUGGAAUAGAAAGUAACAAAGGAAAUAUUUAUGUGGCAAGUACAAGUCCGCCAAGUGUGGUUAAAGCGUAUUAUGAGCAAUAUGAAAGAGAUUUUGUAAAUUUUCUAAAGUAUCGCUCGAAAGAAUUGGCAGAUGGUGGAUGUAUGAUAUUAACCAUAUUGGGCAAAAAAAAUGAAGACCGCUUUAGUAAAGGAGCAUGCUACCUAUUAGAGCCUAUGGCGAGGGCUCUUAGAGAGUUGGUUGUAGAGGGAUCAAUAGAAGAAGAGAAAGUGUACACAUUCAACAUUCCUGCAUACUAUCCAUCUCUUAGAGAAGUAAUGUAUAUAGUUGAUAAGGAGGGAUCUUUCACCAUUGAUAUCUUGAAAACUUGUGAACUCCAUAAAGAUGAUUUUGAUGAAAAUAUGGCACAAUGUGUGAGAGCUUUCACUGAGCCUUUGCUUGUUAGCCAUUUUGGUGAUAAUGAAAUAUUGAUAGAUCAAGUGUUCCACAAGUGUAGGGAGAUCUAUGUCAAUUUCAUGACUAUAGAGAAGACCACAUUCACAAAUGUUAUUGUCUCUUUGAUUAAAAGGAACUAGGGCAACUAUUCUCCCUAGCCCUAUUCACUUUUGUUAUUCUAUAGGCACGUGUAUAUGAUAUCAGGAUCUGGGAGAGAAAGAUGUAAGAAAACUUAUCAACUUGACAUUUAGCUCGAGUAUGUUAUAUUUGGUUAUUUACUAAAAGCAUUAUCCUUUGAAGAUGAAUGAUUGAUUGUGUAGUGUGGAGUGUAUUUAGAAAAUAUAAACGGAGGAUAUGUAUUGUUAGG